AUGGGCGAGAAGAGUGAAGAAAUCCUCUUACAAAUGCAGAAGGUCCCUACAGUCUAUGAUAACAUGAUACAAGCUCUGGAAAGCCAUUUCAUACCACGAAGAAACAUCAUAUUCGAAAGAUUUCAAUUUAACUCUAGGGUCCAAUUACCAGGGGAAAACAUUGAUAGUUUUAUAGCAGCAGUGCAUACUCUUGCAGCUAAUUGUAACUUGGGUGUACUCAAAGAAGAGUUUAUAAGAGAUAGGAUUGUCGUUGGCAUGCUUGACAAGAAGACUAGUGAAAAAAUGCAAUUAGAGGCCAAACUUACAUUAUCAGAUGCAAUAUUAUAUGCACGCCAAGCUGAACUGCAGUCCCAGCAAAACAGUGUACUACAACAACAACAGUCAUCACUUAAUGUUAUAGCUAAACAAGAAAACACUCCAAAAAGUUUCAAUAUGAGUAAACGUCCCCAGCAUCCUGAGGUAAAGUGUAAAUACUGUGGUUUGGCACAACAUAAACGAGAAAUCUGUCCUGCUCGAAGAUCUACAUGCAGAGGGUGUGGAAGAUUUGGUCACUGGGAUAGAGUAUGUCUGUCCAAGGAGAAGGACUCAAGAUCUCUCCACCAUAUAACCACCUCUUCAGAAGGUGGUGUUCAAAUUCAGGAUCCUCUUUUCUUAGGUAAUGUUACUUUGAAUAAACAUAUGUUAGGAAAUGUUUUUACAAAUAACCAUAAUCAAUGGCUGGUUAACUUACAAAUAAGUGAUAAUAAGAAAUUAGUUCCCUUUUUAGUUGAUUCAGGAGCUGAUAUUGUCUGCAUUCCAUCAAAUCGUUUAGAUUCAAUCUUAUUAAAGAGUUUAAAAAACUGUUCUGAAACAAUAUCAGGCCCUGAUGGUACCAAACUAAAAGUUCUGGGUAAAAUUACUGAAAAACUUACAUAUCCUUCUAAAGGCAAAUCUUGUACUUUGGAUUUAUUUGUAAUUCAAGAUUUAAAAAUGCCUAUUCUGGGAAGGCCAGAGAAUCCUAAAGAUUCAUCUUCUGGGGAGAAAAUUGUAGAAAGUGAUAAUGUACAGUGUAGUGACAAACCAAUAUCUAUUAGUGAGAGUGCAAAAGCCUUACUAAGCAGUGUAGCUCCAGGUGCAUCAGAAAACAUUGCUCCAAAGAGAAAUAAAAAACGUCCCAACUGGUUUUCAGACUACAUCACAUAA
Molecule: messenger RNA, 1182 nt
Organism: Diabrotica virgifera virgifera (western corn rootworm)
Lineage: Eukaryota; Metazoa; Arthropoda; Insecta; Coleoptera; Chrysomelidae
Exons: 2
Coding region: 1-1182 (393 amino acids)
Biological process (GO): proteolysis
Molecular function (GO): zinc ion binding; aspartic-type endopeptidase activity; nucleic acid binding
Source: RefSeq, a predicted model, not a curated record